Messenger RNA from Haliotis rufescens (red abalone), 903 nucleotides. RefSeq names its product flocculation protein FLO1-like. Lineage: Eukaryota; Metazoa; Mollusca; Gastropoda; Lepetellida; Haliotidae. The transcript is spliced from 4 exons. The coding region runs from base 1 to 903 and encodes 300 amino acids. The record is from RefSeq and is a predicted model, not a curated record.
AUGUUUGAGGUCAACUUUUUAUUCCAUGGUAAUAUUGAGUUAAGGGGGCUAGCUACGCAGGAUGCAGAGAUGUAUUUCACCAAGUUCAUGUCGGAGUGGGCCAAGCUCACAGUGACAAAACACAAGGGAACUUGGCUCCAUAUCAACACAACAGCAGUGUUCAAACUGACGAAAGUCAAGGGGUCCUUCAGCACUUUGAGAGGAGCCACAUGGGUGACCCCCAUUGAAACCGGAUACUUCCGGGGGCCCACCAUCAACAGUAACUCAACACCCAGUUAUGCUCGUGAGGUCACUGCUGCCCCAAGUUAUGCUAGUGAGGUCACUGCUGCCAGAAGUUUUACUAGCGAGGUCACUGCUGCCCCAAGUUAUGCUAGUGAGGUCAUUGCUGCCAGAAGUUUUACUAGCGAGGUCACUGCUGCCCCAAGUUAUGCUCGUGAAGUCACUGCUGCCAGAAGUUUUACUAGCGAGGUCACUGCUGCCCCAAGUUAUGCUCGUGAGGUCACUGCUGCCAGAAGUUUUACUAGCGAGGUCACUGCUGCCCCAAGUUAUGCUCGUGAUGUCACUGCUGCCAGAAGUUUUACUAGCGAGGUCACUGCUGCCCCAAGUUAUGCUCGUGAGGUCACUGCUGCCAGAAGUUUUACUAGCGAGGUCACUGCUGACCCAAGUUAUGCUCAUGAGGUCCCUGCUGCCCAAAGUGUUACUUGCGAGGUCACUGCUGCCCAAAGUGUUACUUGCGAGGUCACUGCUGCCCAAAGUGUUACUAGCAAGGUCACUGCUGCCCAAAGUGUUACUAGCGAGGUCACUGCUGCCCAAAGUGUUACUAGCGAGGUCACUGCUGCCCAAAGUGUUACUAGCGAGGUCCCUGCUGCCCAAAGUGUUACUAGCGAGGUCACUGCUGCCUGA